CAUUGCAGGUUAAUCAUCAUUUAGAGAAACCAAUAGUUACCUCUCUGAUCUGAAAGGAUGCUAAUACAUGUGUAGUUGUCCAGUCAGUAUGUCAUAGUUGGAUUAAUAUGCCAUGAUCAAUCAUAGCAGCAGAGAGGUCUGAGAAUAAAACAGCAUGACUGCCUUUAUCUGAGUUCAAACAGCAUUCAUCUAUUUUAGGAUUGCAGCCUCAAACACACAGCCUUUUGUGUUCUUUCUUUUCAAGGUGUGUUUUCCUGUUAGGUAGGGGGCACAACACAAAGAUAUACCUGAAAAACUUCUUGAUGGACAGGUUGAAAACUGAAUGACACUGUGUAGGUAUGUUUGACUGUGUGAGUGAGUAGGAGUGAAACAGAAAUUAAAAUCUCUAAAUGCCUCUAGGUUCUGAGUGUAUGAAUAAGAAUUCUUUGAGUUUGUGAGAGUGGGUGGAAAGUGACUGCUUUCCACUUCUCUGUUUAACUUGUUUAGGUAGAACAAAAACAGCAGUUUUAUUAGGAAAGGAGAGCAGGUUCAUCUGAGCAUACUGGACAAGCUCUAUUAGGACAUCUACUUUUUAUCUUUGUAGUUUUCCUACUCAUAUUAUCUCACACAGGUUAAUCUGUGGAGCUUUUCAUGUGUUACAAAUGGCAGUGAUGAGUGAUGAUCCAAAUAGAAGACAGCAGACAUUUUAGGGAACACAAAGACAGUAAAACUGCCAGCAUCUGAGUUCAGUUCAUUUGCAGUUUUGCACGCAGAUCACACCAAAACACAGUCUUCUCUUUCUGUUUUUUCAAGGUGCAUGCAUUUUUAAAAGUAACAAUUUGUUUUUGUUUUUUUAGCACUUUUUUGACACAGUCUUCAAACAUGUUUUCUACUGUGUUGUUUUUACAUUGCCAGUAAUUCAGUCCAAGGUCAUUUCCUCAAAUCUAUAGUAAUAGUAGUCAUAAUAAGCAAUUGCAGGUUGAUUAUUUACCACCUUUAUCUCCUUUGAUGCUACUCCUUGUUCAAUUUCCUUAUAAAAGCUGCAUCCUCAGCUCGUCUCCGAUCAAAGAACCAGGGCUCUUACUCCUGUCGUUUCUGAUUUGGACAACUGGAGGUGGAACAUCAGCAUCAACUUUUUGGGCAUUUGGAACAGACUUGACAUUCAACAUCCACACUGCACCCCGGGCUGACAUACUCUCCUGUUCUCCAUAAGAUACACACAGAAACACAUGAGAGACCCCACUGAAGAGCAUCUGCUUGACUCCAGCCAUGCAGCCCCUUCCAGCUCCAUCCCCUCUCUACUCGAUUCUCCUCCUCUUCUUGUCACAUCACUCCUCUGUUCUCUCCUGCCGGUUUGGGAACUAUAGCCAGUGUGAGUCCGCUCCCUUUGUACCAGGCCACAACCUGGUAGGGGAGGGUUUUGAUGUGGUCACCCUGCGGCGAAAAGGAGCCUACAUGGUCGACAUGAAGACCUACCUCACCCCAAGUGGCACCUGUACUCUCUGUUCCAACCCUCUUCAGGACGACCAGCUCCAGAAACUGCCAGUCUCUGCAGUGGACUGGCGAGCAUUCACCCGCUGCAAUGCUGAUAUCUACAGCAGUGUACACACCUCCGUUAGCUCACUGGUUAACACCUACACCUCUCAGGACAGUAACGACUGGAAGGUUGGUCUAAAUGUGGAAAAGUUUGUGUCUGCUGGCCUGGAGGUGGGAGGAACACGCUCCAGUGCUUAUAACUUCGCUACAGCCAGGACCAGAGAGGACCGCUACACCUUCAGCACCCACAGAGUCACCUGUAGCCAUUAUGGGUACCGUGUGUCAACCAGACCUCCCCUCAGCUCUGAGUUCAGUAAGGAUUUGACCAGGCUGCCAAGUUUCUACAACUCCUCCACCAGAGCUCAGUACAAUGAGCUUAUACACACCUAUGGCACACACUACAUCCGCCAGGUUUAUCUUGGGGGGAGACUCAGGCGAGUCACAGCUGCACGUACCUGUUUGUCCACGCUGAAUGGACUCUCCUCAAGUGAGGUCCACUCAUGCUUAUCACUGGGUGUUUCUGUGGGCCUGGGGAAGUUGAAAUUAUCAGGUAACCGACAAUCUUGCAACAAAGUCCUAGAGAAUCGGGACGUCACUACUGGGUACAGUACUGGUCUCCACCAACACUACACAGAGGUGGCGGGGGGCACGGGUUGGUUGGGAGAGUUUUCACUCACCCAUAAUGACUCUCUGGGCUACGGACAAUGGCUGCAAACCCUCAAGGAACACCCUGAUAUUAUUUCUUAUUCUCUUCGGCCAAUGUAUGAGCUGGUGCCAAAUGAGACACAGAAGGCAGGGAUGAAAGCUGCCAUAGAGCAGUACUUGGAAGACAACGCUGUGAGGACCUCACCCAGGGAACCAUCUUGUGGGUGGCACAUUCCUAACCUGGCUUCCAACUGCUGUCCUAAACAGACGUGGAGGGGGACACUGGUGGUGACUAUCAUCCGAGCCUGGAAUCUGAAAGGAGAUCUUGUGGGGAAGACUGAGAGCUAUGCUAAGAUGUGGUUCGGUUCCAUCUACCGCAGGACGCAUAUGAUCCAGUCAAACUACCCCUGGUGGAACGCUCGUUAUAAUCUGGGCAAGGUGGACACUCACCCAGGUUUGAAGGUUGAGGUCUGGGACCAGGACUUGCGCUGGGACGACCGUCUGGGAUCAUGCAUUAGGUACCCGACCCAGGGGACACACAGAUUCACCUGUUCAGCCUAUAGAGGCGGCUUUGAGGUCCAGUACACUCUGACCUGUGACUCUCAUCUGACUGGAGAGAGGUGUCAUCGCUACAAACCAUCUUCACAGUGACGUGUUUUGGGGUCCCACCAUUUAGAGACACUGCUCACUUUUCUUUAAUCAGGUGAGGUAUCAGAUCUGAAGAAGUGCCAUGAACCACAUAGGUACAGUAAAGAGUCAAAUGACUAAGGAGCUGAUAGGUUUUUCAUUUAUCAAAGGUUCAAUCAGUUACUUUUUGACCAUAUAACUUUUAAGCAAAUUCACAUACCCACUUGCUUUAACAUGAAAAAAUGUUUAGUUUUAAACAGAUUAUUAAAAUAUAUAUCAAUCAGCUGCUGUGUACUCCUAAUAAUUAGUGGAAGUAGUACUUAAAGUUCCCUAUCCUAUUUUAAAUUUGGUGGUAGGGAACUUUACAUUUGAACUGUAGAUUGUGUAGCUGGUUAACUUUCAAAAAACUGUCAAAUCAUUGUUUUGUGUGACCAUCUCAUGGGAAUAAAGACUGCCAACACAUGCUUUA
Lates calcarifer (barramundi perch) is the source of this 3256-nucleotide messenger RNA. Its product is annotated as perforin-1. The transcript is spliced from 11 exons. NCBI's taxonomy places the organism in Eukaryota, Metazoa, Chordata, Actinopteri, Centropomidae. The coding region runs from base 1249 to 2811 and encodes 520 amino acids. The record is from RefSeq and is a predicted model, not a curated record.